AUGUCUACAUUUAAAGCAGUCGAUAUUACGGGCCUAGAUAAGGUCGAGCUGAUGUUGGCUCUCUACGCGAAGGCAUGGCCAAGCAUGUACGAUAUUGGCCGACUCAGUGCUGAAGAAGCUCUUCGCUUUUUUGAUGAACAGAAGGGCGAUUUUGACUAUGUGAAUGGUCGCUGUUUCAAAUGUAACCUUAGCGGGGACUCGGUUGAUCCACGGCUUUAUGACCGUGAUGCUGGCGAGGGGCGGUUCCAGGAGAUUGUUACCAUGUUGCGUAAAAGCAACAGUUCCUAA
Molecule: messenger RNA, 288 nt
Organism: Trichophyton rubrum CBS 118892
Lineage: Eukaryota; Fungi; Ascomycota; Eurotiomycetes; Onygenales; Arthrodermataceae
Exons: 2
Coding region: 1-288 (95 amino acids)
Source: RefSeq, a predicted model, not a curated record